Messenger RNA from Microthlaspi erraticum, 906 nucleotides. NCBI's taxonomy places the organism in Eukaryota, Viridiplantae, Streptophyta, Magnoliopsida, Brassicales, Brassicaceae. The record is from the annotation of a GenBank genome assembly.
AUGGAGAAAUCCAAAUUGUCUGUGAGAAACCCGACCCGAUUCAAGAAAUCGUCCGUCUCUUCCACUAUUCCCGCUGCCAAAAAGAACCCGAACUUGUCUCUGAGAGAACAGACUCUCCUCAAGAAGGCCUACGAGCUUGCUACUCUAUGCGACGUCCAAGUUUGCGUACUCUAUUACAGUCGUGACGGAGAGCUCAUCAAGACGUGGCCGGAGGAUCAAUCAAAAGUUAGAGACAUGGCGGAGAGAUAUAGCAGACUAAGCGAGGUAGAAAAACGGAAGAAAAGCAUCAAUCUUUCUCUGUUCCUAAACAAGAAGAUGAACGACGACAGGAAGAAGUCUCUCGAGAAAAACGACAACAAAUUCUCGCAGAAAAUCUCGGAGAUGGAGGAUUCCUUGGUCAAACGUCUACAGAUGUUUCAAGACAAGCUUCGGCUUCUUCGACUAAACCCUCAUGAUCAUCAGACCGAGAUGUGUGCGGUUUCAACGGAUCAUCAUCUAUCUCCUUCGCUAAUUGUCGAUCCUCAGACAGAGCCUUCAACGAAUCAUCUGAUUGCACAGAGUCGCGAUGCUUCUUCAAGUUGUUUAUCGACCGUGAAUUAUCCGAGCCGUGAUGUUUACUCAACUGAUUUAUCGGCGUUGAAUUGUCCGAGCAACUGCUCGAUUCUUCUCUAUAACCACGACAACGCUACUUACACUCAAUUGUCUUCGGCCUUUGAUCAGAGAAGCUGCAACAACUUUCAGAUGCAGACUCAAUUGUCUUCCGCCUUUGAUCAGAGAAGCUGCAACAACUUUCAGAUGCAGACACAAAACCCACUUCUUAACUCUGAUCAGUUUGCAACAUGGAAUCAGAUUCAGACACCAUCUUUUGGAGAGCAGUUUAUGUACCCUUCUCCUUCUUGCUGUUAG